UAGUGAAGGCGGAAGUGGCUGUGAUGGAGUGAUCCUGUUUGAGCUUGAUAUUGAUAACACCAUGCAGCCAGAUACAGACAAGAGCAGGGUACGACUUAAGAAACCAGACAUGGUCCUGUAUGUCCCAAGAGCAAGACGUGAGAUGGCAGUCUCAAAAAGUGGCACCUCCCUGGCCACCAAAUGUGGGAGGGAGAGUCACUGCUCCACAGGGAAGGAGAGCAUUAAAGUGUGUGAGACAGGACAAAGCCCUAAAGCUAGGAAAGGGCUGCUUCAGAAUCAUCAGGGAAGUGCUGGGUCUGCUAAGAAAGAGAGAAGAACUUUUUCCCAAGACUGGAGUCAUAAUGAUGCAUUCUGCCAAAGAAACACAGGCACAAAGGCUCAGGAAGAGAAGAGUCCAAAAUUCCAACAGAAGACCAAAUCACAUCAAUUGCUCUCUUCCUCCAGCUUGCUGGACCCACCUCUUACUGCAGUAAGUGAAACAGAGACAUGUGAGUGCUGUACUAUACGCUCUGCUAUCUCAGUGGAGAGAAUGGCAGAUCUCCAGCCAGAAGUUAGUAAUACAGACAGCUUGUGGGAAAAUGAGCAUACAUGUCCAGCAGAAAGGCAGGGCACUUUAUCUUUGCCAGAGGGUCACCACACUGGCAAGACCAAGUGGGCAGGAGUUCUAGCAGAAGAAGUAGAAUUGGGUGAAGGCGGUAUGCAGUAUUUUAGCAGUAAGACACUCUUGGAUCAGAAAGAACUAAGCGAAGAAAGCAAAUUGCUUUGCAAGAGUAAUAGAACAAAACCUUUAGGUAAAGGUGGUUCAGAAAUAACUGGAAUAAGUGAGAACAGUAUAGCUGAAAAUCCAGGCAAGAGGAUUCCAGGUAACAUAGAGAAAUAUAAGGAUAGUUCAUCAAGCUGUACAGAGGAGGGAAACUCUGAUUCAACAUACAUAAGUAACAGUAGUUUGCUGGAGCACAUUGGUAAAAGCAAUCUGUUUCCUACGGAGAUAACUAAGUAUAAUAGAGGUAAAUGUAUAGAACAGAGCAACUCCAGUCAAACAGCAGUGGGUGACAGUAGCAUCUUAGAAUAUGCUGUGGUAGGGCCAAAGGAAAGUGGUAGGGUUAAAGAUGCAAAGGAGAGUGUUCCUGCUUCAGCACAAGCAAGUGAGCAUGGUGACAAGAAUGAGAGUUGUAUCUCCCAUCCUUCAGUUAAACUUAUCUCUGAUCAGGCUGAAGUGAGCACAGAUAAUUUGUCUGCUUAUAGUAGUGGGAAUAUUUUCAUUCAGGCGGAGACACACAACUUAAUCGAGAAUACAGAGCAGUUCCCAGAUAAUUCAAGUGUGUCUAUAAGUUCUAGUUGUUCGGAUAGGACUUCUGGGAAGGUAGAAGAUCUACCCAAUUGUUUCUUUAAGGUAGCAGAGGAUGAAAUGCUACAGGCAUGUGAUGGUGAACGUGAGAAGGAGAAAAGCCUCUUUCAUGAAACUGGCCAGUAUAAAGUUGAUACACUGGAGGCAGAGGCUGCACCGACAGCAGGGAAAAGCACUUUGGACUUGGUUGAUCAGAGCACCGAAAGUAGAAGCAGUGUGGAACCAAGCAGUUCUUCUAAAGAGACGGCCAGCUGGUCGCUCAAGGGUGCCUCUGAGAAGAUGGCACAUUGUUCAGGAAGCAUAUUGGAGAGAAGAAGAGCACCCUUCACUGAUAACUCUGUGGAAAAGCCAACUUUGGGGGAACUGGGUAUGAGCUUGCAGUAUCCCUUUGAAGACAAAGGAGAAGAACCACCCACAGAUUGUGGACCAUCUAGUUCGGAAGAGACUACUAACACUGGCGCUGGUCCUGCAAGUCACAGUGACAGCAUGGCAGAUGAGAGCUGGGAUGCCCUGUUUAAUGAUGAUGGGGACUGCCUGGAUCCACAGUUACUGGAGGGGCUGUCUACCUGCACUCUCCAUGGCACAAGGCUACAGGAGCCGCAUUUUGAUUAUUACAACUAUUCUCCAGCUGAUCUGGACAUGAGUGACUCUGAGCUGCCACAUGUCAUUGAAAUCUAUGACUUCCCACCCGAAUUCCGCACUGAGGAUCUACUGUGUGUCUUCUGCCAUUACCAGAAAAAGGGCUUUGACAUUAAAUGGAUAGAUGACUCACAUGCUCUGGGUAUCUUCUCCAGUCCCAUCACAGCACGGGAUGCUCUCAAUACCAAACAUCUGAUGGUAAAAACCCGUCCCCUGUCACAAGCUACAAGAGCUGCAAGGACGAAAGCCAGAGCCUAUGCGGAAUUCCUGCAACCUGCCAAAGAGCGUCCUGAAACCUCAGCUGCGCUGGCCAGGAGACUGGUGACAGGUGCCCUUGGUGUGCGGAGCAAGCAGAGCAAGGCAGAACGCGAAGCUGAACGCAAGCAGUUACAGGCAGCUCGAGAGCGGAAGCUCUUAGAGGCCAAGCAAAAGGAAGAUGCCUGGGAAGGCCGUGAGUGAGUCAGCAGCCAGUGCAAGAAGAGGAAAGUCGAUCAGACCUGCUUGAAAACCUCACUGGAGUGGAACUGAGACUCUGACAAAUGGGCACUUUGUGCUUGCAGCAUUGAAGGAAUCUACCAUCCCCUUUGGGGUGAGCAAUAAGAUGUGGGGAGUUGUGGGUGCAUGGAGUAACCAGAUAUGCCAGGAUAGGAUAUGUGAACCCAAGCUACUGAGUUGACUGGAAGGCCCUGAAAGAGUGGGACUGGAGUCUGGAGUACCUCAGGAAGAGCUGUUAUACUGCUAACACUCCUGCCAGUGCUGUUCUGUAUACCAUAGAAUGUAACUCAAAUGCACAUGCCAUGUUAGUCUAAGGCAGCAAGGAAGUCUGUGCUCUGGGUCACUGAGUCAUGUUGUGCUCAGUGGGUUGGGACUGAACUGUGACAGCUUUUAGAUCAGGCCCACUAGGAUGGCCUGGUGCCCAAUGCUGAGUUUGCUAUUAAAGUUGAUUUGAUUUUA
Candoia aspera is the source of this 2941-nucleotide messenger RNA. It is a transcript of the gene R3HCC1L, whose product is annotated as R3H domain and coiled-coil containing 1 like. NCBI's taxonomy places the organism in Eukaryota, Metazoa, Chordata, Lepidosauria, Squamata, Candoiidae. The transcript is spliced from 7 exons. Bases 62 to 2446 code for a protein of 794 amino acids. The record is from RefSeq and is a predicted model, not a curated record.